This is a messenger RNA of Patiria miniata (bat star), 1487 nucleotides long. Its product is annotated as cardioacceleratory peptide receptor-like. Gene Ontology annotation, molecular function: peptide binding; G protein-coupled receptor activity. Gene Ontology annotation, biological process: G protein-coupled receptor signaling pathway. The record is from RefSeq and is a predicted model, not a curated record. The coding region runs from base 66 to 1085 and encodes 339 amino acids. NCBI's taxonomy places the organism in Eukaryota, Metazoa, Echinodermata, Asteroidea, Valvatida, Asterinidae. The transcript has a single exon. Gene Ontology annotation, cellular component: membrane.
UACGAGAAUCACACCUGGACGCACGUCAUAUGUCAUGACCUGAACAAUUUUCUUGAAAUUUCAGCAUGAGUUAUAAACUUGUCACAGAAAGUUCCAUCCAAGAUGGCGACCAGGAACCGCCAACCUUGGGCAAUAACGAGACCGACAGUGCCUCGCCGUACGGCUUCCAAGCUCGCAUCGCCACGCUGUGGAUACUCUUCGCUGUCGGAAGCCUGGGAAACUUACUGGUGUUCGCCUGGCUCUGUCUCUUCCGCCGCCGGCGAUCCCGCCUUUACAAGAUCGUCUUCGGCAUCUCCAUUGCCGACAUGUGCGUGUGUAUCUUCAACGUGCUGGUCAGCGCCAUCUUGGAAUUACAGGGCACCAGUUGGUAUGCUGGUAACAUAGUCUGCAAACUGGUAAUGUUCAUGCAGAGCGUGAGCCUAAUGGCGUCCAGCAACAUGGUGGUCCUGUUGGCAGUCGACAGACAUCAGGCAGUCAGAAACCCACUCAAAAAAGGCUACAACCUAAAAGGGGUAAUAGCAAUGGCCUGGGCAUGCGCACUGGUGUUUUCUAUCCCCCAACUGAUCAUUUGGUAUCAGAAGGAAACGGGUGCCUUAAAGACAUGUUCCACCUCUUUCCCAGAGCCAGUGGCGUCUUGGAAGGUCGCCUACAUUACCUACGCUGCCGUUGUUAGCUUCCUCAUACCCUUCGUCGUGGUCGCCAUUGCGUACAUUCGCAUCACCAAGCAAAUCUGGAUUCGCGCGUCGGGAGGCAGUAUGCACCACUCCAUCAAGACGACGACUGUUUACUCCAACGGGAACCGAAUGAACUUGAGGGUGACCUCCUCGGCCCUAUUGAUCAAGGCAAAGAACAAGACUCUCACCAUGUCCACUGUGAUUAUUCUGGUCUUCAUGGCCUGUGGUUUGCCAUACUUUAUCGUGGAGAUUAUCAGGUUGUACAACUCUGGUUUUGCAAUUGACCAGAAUGUUUACGCCGUGCUGGGCACGUUCGCGGUGUCCAAUUCGGCGGUGAAUCCCUACAUUUUCUUGGUGUUCAAUUUGGGAAGUCGGGGCAGAUUUACGAGAGAUCGCUCUUCAACAACGUAAAGGUGGAUUGUGAAACAUUUACAAAAAGGGCUACCUUUGUUUUGUUUUUUUCCUUUCAAAAAGUUGGUUGAGGGCGGCGAAUUUGACGGCUGAGUGCAUCCGGGUCUUAUAGACUAAACAAAAGUACUAUAUUGCUCCGAUCCCAGCGCCAGGCUUUAAUGAGUCAAUUUUGACUUAUUCAAGAUUUGAUCUUUUUAAUUUUUAAUGUAGGUGAUGAUUGGACAAUCAUUAUGUUGAGUUAAAAUAUUUACCUCUCGCUUUGUAAAUUGUUCUUGCAAGCUUGUAAGUAGAGAAGUGUCAGUUGCAUUUAUUUUAUAAUCUGAUACAAAUUAAUGAAUUGCCAUACUUUAUCAAUGAAUUCACUGUAAAUAUUAUCUCAUCUAAACUGAUCGGGGUCAAGUC